UCUAGACAGAGAGAGACUGAGUGUCAAUAUAUAGCCACGUGAUGCGACUCUUUCUUUCUCUUCGCUCGUAAAGCAACAAGCAAGGAAGAUUUACAACACAUCAUUAAGGACAUCCGCCGAGUAACAACAUGUCUGAUGCGGAAGGAGAUGAUGUGCCUGCUCAACCCGCUCCCGGUGGGGCUAUGGACAUUAACACAGCCCUUCAAGAAGUGCUCAAGACUGCUAUGAUACACAACGGUCUGGCCCGUGGACUGCAUGAAGCUGCUAAAGCCUUGGACAAACGUGAGGCUCAUCUUUGCAUUCUUGCCAACAACUGUGAUGAACCAACAUACGUGAAGUUGGUAGAAGCCCUUUGUGCUGAACACGGCAUUUAUCUCAUGAAGGUUGAUGACAGCAAAAAGCUUGGGGAAUGGUCAGGUCUCUGCAAGAUUGACAAGGAAGGGAAAGCCAGAAAAGUCGUAGGCUGCAGCUGUGUAGUAGUUACUGACUAUGGAAAGGAUAGUCAAGCUCAUGAUGUCUUGAUGCAGUACUUGAAGUCCAAGGGUAGUGCUUAAGAAUCUUCUGCACAGAUAACAAUAAAAAAUUGAAAAAGACCUCAAA
This is a messenger RNA of Actinia tenebrosa (Australian red waratah sea anemone), 600 nucleotides long. RefSeq names its product small ribosomal subunit protein eS12. NCBI's taxonomy places the organism in Eukaryota, Metazoa, Cnidaria, Anthozoa, Actiniaria, Actiniidae. The record is from RefSeq and is a predicted model, not a curated record. Gene Ontology annotation, molecular function: structural constituent of ribosome. Gene Ontology annotation, biological process: translation. Gene Ontology annotation, cellular component: ribosome.